UGGAAGACAAGGGAAGGAAUAUAGUUGUUAGCAUCGCUAUUAGAGCACCUAAUUGCCUUAGUCGUUCUUGCGGCCGUUGGGGUCGGUGAGAAACUUGGCGUACAGCAGGUUGUCGCGGCUGGCGUCGAUCGAUCCCAUCACCGUCACGGCGAAGAACGCGAUGCUGACGAGCAGCACCGAGGUCCACAGAAUGACUUGGUACUCUGCGAUGUUGUCCAUCGUAAGCGGGGUUGGUAGGGUCCCGUUGGUCCCGUUCGCAGCAAGGGCGACCCCGUUCUGAGACAGCUGGCGGACUAACGCUGUCAGUUCCUUUGGGUCGACUUGAAUCGACCGAGAAAGUUUCACAAUCUGAAAGCCCACUUGGCCAUACUUCGCCUUCAACGCCGCUUGAAACUCUUCUACGGAGGAUUGAAUAGCGGAUUGGGCCGACGCUUGCUUGGAGGGAUCCAACGCGGAGAGGUCGGCGAUGGACGCAACGAAGAUGCCCUUUGUGUGAGCUUCGCGAGGGUGAGUCUGGAGGGUCUCCACGAUGCGAUGGACGUUGGCCAAUUCUUGAACAAACUUCGUGUCCGCGUCGUUUUCUCGGUCGAGCAGGUCAAGGGAGCUCCAAAUGCCAUCUUCCUUCGACGAAGACGCAGGAAUGGCGGCCAGGAGCGCCUCGUUCGUCAAGCUGCACAAUUCCCCGAUGCAGGCGACGACGUUGUCGGCGUGCUUCUGCUUGAGCCCUUCCGCCAUGGCAUUCACGAGAUGCGGCAAUUGACUCAGCGAUGCUUCUUGGAGAUUCACGGUCUUCUGGAAUGCGUAGUCGCCCUUGUCCACAUUUACGUCGGUCGCGACGUUUUCCAAAACGAUGAAACCAAACGCGUUGGUGUGCGCAAACAAGUCGGCGACGACGGGGAAUUGGUCCGUUUGACUGACGACGGCUAGAGGUAGGGCGAGCGAUGCCAUGGCAAGGCGCGUGAGAGACAUGGUGCUGGCAUCGGCGGAGGAUUUAACCUCCGAUCCCUUCACCAGGUUGGACUCGCUGAACUUGAUCAAGACCUCGGACGACGAGACGAGGGCGGCAAGCGCCAUAAGGAGGGCCGUGGGUUUCAUCAUUGGGCUCACUUCGAAAU
Aphanomyces astaci is the source of this 1115-nucleotide messenger RNA. RefSeq lists its product as hypothetical. The record is from RefSeq and is a predicted model, not a curated record. Bases 535 to 927 code for a protein of 130 amino acids. The transcript has a single exon. NCBI's taxonomy places the organism in Eukaryota, Oomycota, Saprolegniomycetes, Saprolegniales, Verrucalvaceae.